AUGACUGAGGUAAAAAAAUCGUGGAAUGUAGUUUCAAAUUUAGAAGAAAUUAUUGAAAUAUUAACUUCUGAAAAUUUUGACAAAUUUGGGCAUCAUUUAUUUAAUUCUAAUAUACCAGAAAAAUGUUUUUUAGAACCUUGUAUUUUAGGAGUUGAUGAAGCGGGUCGUGGUCCGGUGUUAGGGCCUAUGGUGUAUUCUGUAUUUUUUUGUUCAAUUAAUGAUGCUGACAUUUUAAAAGAUAUAGGAUGUACUGAUUCAAAAGUACUCACAGAAAAAAAAAGAGAAGAUAUUUUUGACUUAAUUAAUCAAAACAAUGAUAAAUUAGGAUGGGCAGUUGACUUAUUAUCUCCGAAUUUAAUUAGUAAUAGAAUGCUUCAAAGAAAAAAAUAUUCAUUAAAUGAAAUUGCUCAAAAUUCUACAAUAAAGUUAAUUGAAAGUUUAUUAGAAAAAAAUAUAACACUAAAGGAUAUUUUUGUCGAUACUAUUGGCCCUGCAGACAAAUAUCAAGAAAAACUAUCUAAGUUAUUUCCAAAUAGUAAAGUCACUGUUAAAUCUAAAGCCGAUUUGCUGUAUCCAGUAGUUGGUGCAGCAAGUAUUUGUGCAAAAGUAAUUAGAGACACUGCUGUUCAACAAUGGAAAUUUCCAGAAAAAAUAACAAUAGAUGCAGAAUUUGGAACAGGAUACCCCGGGGAUCCAAAAACCAAAAAAUUUUUACUUGAAAGCAAAGAUUCUGUUUUUGGAUUUCCAAAUUUAGUUCGAUUUAGUUGGUCAACAUCUGCAAAGCUAUUAGAGGAAGAAACUUUAGUAGAAUGGUAA
Pediculus humanus corporis (human body louse) is the source of this 816-nucleotide messenger RNA. RefSeq names its product ribonuclease hi large subunit, putative. NCBI's taxonomy places the organism in Eukaryota, Metazoa, Arthropoda, Insecta, Psocodea, Pediculidae. Gene Ontology annotation, biological process: DNA replication, removal of RNA primer; mismatch repair. Gene Ontology annotation, molecular function: RNA-DNA hybrid ribonuclease activity; RNA binding. The coding region runs from base 1 to 816 and encodes 271 amino acids. The transcript has 5 exons. The record is from RefSeq and is a predicted model, not a curated record. Gene Ontology annotation, cellular component: ribonuclease H2 complex.